Messenger RNA from Echinops telfairi (small Madagascar hedgehog), 1136 nucleotides. Its product is annotated as 17-beta-hydroxysteroid dehydrogenase 13. The transcript is spliced from 7 exons. The record is from RefSeq and is a predicted model, not a curated record. Lineage: Eukaryota; Metazoa; Chordata; Mammalia; Afrosoricida; Tenrecidae. Gene Ontology annotation, cellular component: lipid droplet. The coding region runs from base 68 to 970 and encodes 300 amino acids. Gene Ontology annotation, molecular function: oxidoreductase activity, acting on the CH-OH group of donors, NAD or NADP as acceptor.
GCUUACCUCUGUCAGUUCCAGUAACACCUGGAGGUGCACAGAGCGGGAAGUGGAGAGAGCAGAAGCCAUGAACCUUGUCUUGGAUCUCCUCCUGCUUCUGGCCACCAUUGUCUACUCUUACUUGGAGUCUCUGGUGAAGUUCUUCAUUCCUCAGAGAAGAAAAUCUGUGGCUGGGGAGAUUGUUCUCAUUACUGGAGCUGGCCAUGGGAUAGGCAGGUUGACAGCCUAUGAAUUUGCAAAACAGAAAAGCAAGCUGGUGCUGUGGGACAUUAAUAAGCAUGGCGUCGAGGAAACUGCUGCCCAAUGCCGAAAACUGGGAGCCACCGCGCAUGCGUUUGUGGUAGAUUGCGGAAACAGAGAAGAUAUUGAUAAUGGGGUCAACCAGGUGAAAAAAGAAGUGGGUGACGUAACCAUCGUGGUCAAUAAUGCUGGGACAAUAUACCCUGCAGACCUUCUCAGUACCAAGGAUGAGGAGAUUAUCAAAACAUUUGACGUCAACAUCUUAGGACACUUUUGGAUCACAAAAGCCGUUCUUCCACCAAUGAUGAAGCAAAACCAUGGUCACAUUGUCACGGUGGCUUCGGUGUGUGGCCACGCAGUGAUUCCUUAUAUCAUCCCAUAUUGUUCCAGCAAAUUCGCUGCUGUUGGCUUUCACAGAGCUCUGACAGCAGAACUUGAAGCCUUGGGGAAAACUGGCAUCCAUACUUCGUGUCUCUGCCCAGUUUUUGUGAAUACUGGGUUCACCAAAAACCCGAGCACAAGAUUAUGGUCUGUAUUAGAGACGGAUGAAGUUGUCAGAAGUCUGAUGAAUGGAAUACUUACCAAUAAGAAAAUGAUUUUUGUUCCAUCAUACCUCAGUCUCACUCUAACACUAGAGAAAUUUCUUCCUGAACGCGCUCUGGCAGCUAUAAAUAAAAUCCAGGAUAUUCAGUUUGAAGCAGUGGUUGGCCACAAAAUCAAAAGGAAGUGAAGAAAGGAGCCCCAGCCAGAGCUGGAGGGGCCUCCGUGAUACAGGCUUCCGCUCCAAAGGAAUGCAUCAGGCUUCGCUUCACAAUCUUCAUGCGAUUAGCAUGAAAACUAUUGGUUUGGCAUUAGCAUCAAAUGAAGAAAAUAAACUAUCAUGUGUUUCAAAUUUC